AUGGAGUUUCAUGAUAUCGAACCUCUUGUGAUGUCAAACGGUGAUAAUUUAUUGUCACCAAGCUUGAUCCAACAAAUUAAUUCUCCAGAUCUUGGUAAACACCUUUUGGAUGCCGCAAGAAACGGCGAUGUAGAACAGGUUAAGUUCCUUAUUGCAAACGGGGCCACUUUUACAACAGACUGGCUAGGGUUUUCUGCUCUACACUUUGCUGCAAUGAAUGGACAUUUAACUACGUGUGAGGUGUUGCUCGAAGCAGGUUUCUGCAAAGAUAUUAGAACAAAAGUCGAUCGUACUCCCCUUCAUCUAGCAGCUCUUGAAGGUCAUGCAGAUAUUGUUGAACUACUUCUGAAAAAUGGCGCUGACAUUCACGCCAUCGAUACAAUGAAAAUGACUCCUCUACACUGGGCAGCUGAACGUGGUCACACACCUGUAGUUAACGUUUUAAUGGCUUACGGUGCUAAUGAAAAUAUUGAGAACAAAUUCGAAUUAACACCCCAUCAAUUAGCUGAUUUUCGAGAAAAUAUAGAAGCUCGUGAUGCUAUGAAGUUAUCUGGAUUGCCGACGAAUACCUCUGUGGGUCGUAUGGCAGCACCGAGUGAAGAACUAGCCGAUCCCACUGCUUUUAUAAUUACCGAUGAAGACGUCAUAGUUCCUGCCGCCCCACCUGCGGAUGAGGUUGUAAUUUCAACCAUCAAUGAAGUUGUCUCCUCUCCUCAGCACAUAUCUCUUGAAGUCCCGGAUGUGAUUUUAGAAGAGGACGUAAAAGAAACCAUUAUUGGUUCCGACGGAUUGGAAAUGGUUGUGGAAGACCAAAUUUCCUCCACCUCCGCCACUGGCGAUUUUAGAGAGGAGAUAUCCUUUGAGAAUAUUGAUGAAUUAACUCUUUCAAUGAAGGCAUCACCCACCAGCCCCAUUUCUCCAAGUCAUCAUCGCAGUGGAACUCCAUCCAUUGCUUCAAUUGAGACGCCAGACGGUAGACGACUUUUUCUUCGAGUGGAAAACGAUGGCGCUGAUGGUAAUAGUAGUCCCAAGUUCAGCAUAUUUGAUGAGGAAGGCAGAGAAAUUCACGAUGAGGAGAUGGAACAGGAAAUUGCUCAAACUUUGUUGCAACAUGAAGAUAGGUUGAAAGUGGAAGAAGAAGAUCCUGCCACGACUAAUCAUUAUGAAAAUCAAUCUACUGCUCCUGAUGGCGUCAACGAUGACGACUUCUUUGCUGCUGACUUCAUGCCUAUUGAUGAUGGUGAUGAAGAUGAUGGCCAGCUUUCGCUUCGAGAAAUGAUUGUGAAAUUUGGGGAGGAACUUUCAGAUGAUAUCUCCUGUCUUCGAAUUCAAGAUAUUCCUGCCAUGUCGUCGGUGGAAGAUAUUUUUAAUUGGUUUGCCGAGUUGGAUAUUGAUGUCAUUGACUAUGAAUCCUUUGGCCAAUUCAACAUUUCCGUUCCUCGCCAAAAUGGUUCACCAUUACCACUACGAUGCUCCUAUGAUGAUAAUGAACAGGUAUUCAUUUUGGCGCGCUAA
Rodentolepis nana is the source of this 1515-nucleotide messenger RNA. The record is from the annotation of a GenBank genome assembly. NCBI's taxonomy places the organism in Eukaryota, Metazoa, Platyhelminthes, Cestoda, Cyclophyllidea, Hymenolepididae.